AGAAAAAGGAAGUACCAUCCUAUUCCUGUGUUAUCGUUGCACGUUCAUAUGAUCUGCUAACAAACGGUAGCCUAAUCGUUCAAAGACAGUUGGAUGGUACGUGUAUUUUACACAGCCACAUACCCACUUGAAUGAAUGUGUGUCUCUGGUCCCCUGCACACGAUAGAGACAAAACCCUGAUGGUGACAACAAGAUACAAAGAUGAAUUCUGCUAAGAAGAAAGAGUUGGAUGAUGAACCAGAAGCAUUCUCCAGUGAAGUUUACAUUAAUGGAGGUUUACUUAACAUCCAAAUCAAGGAGGAGCCACAUGUGCAUGAGAUCAGCGAGGAGUACAACGGAGAGGCAUCAGACAGUAAGGCUGACUUUGUGACAUGCAGGUCACUUCAGCAGCAACAUCUGAAGGACGAAUGUGACUCUGAUCAGGAGUCAGAAUGUGAGCCCACUGUGACAGCUGUCAAAGAGGAGUCAGAGUCCUGGCUUAAGGACGAGAAUGACAGUGAAGCAGAGGAUACAAGCAACCUAGGAGAAGAUGAUUUAGAGAGAGAACAAGUGGGCACAGAAACAUCCUCUGAAUUCUUUCCAUGUCCUCACUGUGAUGUCUCCUUCACUGAUGUGGAUUUCUUAGAGAAGCAUGUAAAGUGGGUUCACCAGAAACAAUAUCUCGCCAACCUGAAAAAGUGCUGCCGCACGAUAAACCUCAUCCCAACAUUCACUUGCACCAUCUGCAGCAGCACUUUUAAAACUAAAGUCCAUCUUCGGAUCCAUGUCCGUGAAGCUCACCCUGCUCCCCCUCCCCGCAGACUCCACCCCUGCCCCACCUGUGCACGCAGCUUUCAAUACCUGAAAAACCUGAAGAAUCACUGUCAGCGCUGGCACAAUAUGAGGGUGAUCACCCGAGGUGGACAUCUCAGUUGCCGGGACUGUGGCAAGAGUUUCAAAUCUACCUGGGGUCAAGGACCUCAUUUGUGUAAUGAGCCAGGUAAUUCAGAACCUGAGGAUAAGCCGAUCUGUCUGGACAUAGGUGUGCCUUGUCCAGAAUGUGGAAAAAAGCUUCGUACACCUCAGAGCCUGGAGGACCACAUGCGCACUCACACUGGAGAUCGACCAUUUGUCUGUAAGGAUUGUGGCAGAAGGUUUGUGGAGCGCAGCGGUUGGCGUCAACACAUGAAAAUACACACCGGGGAGAAGCCGUAUAAGUGUGAAGUCUGUGGGAAAGCUUUUAUACGUUCACACCACCUUAGAUGCCAUUUAAGCACACACUCAGGCAAGAAGGAAUAUUCCUGCCCUGAAUGUGGAAAAGAGUUUGGAUUCAAGUCAAGUCUGAACCACCAUGUGAGGACGCAUUCCAGUGAGAAACCCUUUCACUGCAGCGCAUGUGGGAAGAGCUUUAACACACGCAGAAACCUGAGGGUUCACAGCAAACUCCACAACACUGAGAAAGCCCACCAGUGUGGGGACUGUGGGCUCAAGAUUGGAGAUUAUGGGGCUUUAAAAAUCCACCUGCGAACGCACACUGGAGAGCGGCCUUACCACUGCACCGUGUGUGGCAACAAGUUCAUUCGCCUUUCACAUCUGAGAAACCACCAGCGCACCCACACUGGUGAAAGACCAUACAAAUGCACUGAAUGUGAUAAGAGUUUCACUCAGUCUGGUGACCUGGUGAAACAUAAGAGAAUACACUCUGGGGAAAAGCCUUUUGAAUGUCCAGACUGCCAUCGUCGUUACACUUCCUCUGGUGAUUUGGGCAAACACAGGAGGAGCCACACUAACCUGCGCCCCUACACUUGUAAAGAAUGUGAAAAGAGCUUUCGCUUGUCAGGCCAUUUGAAAACUCACAUGUUAACUCACACAGGUGAGAAGCCAUAUUCAUGCCCCAACUGCCUUCGCAGGUUUGCUCGUUCUCACCAUCUCUCAGGACAUAUGGCCAAAUGUCACUGAGUCCUCAUUGAAGUUAUUGUUUAAAGGCUAACCCUAAUUUGAACUAUUUAUGGAGACUGUAUAUCUACUGCUAGAUUUUUGUUGAAUGUGCUAUAAGUCAAAAGGUAUCUGUAAAUAAUAUUUAUAUCUAGUCACUAACUUUUUCCUGAAGUCACUGAACUCGUACUGAAUGAAGUCACUUGAGUACAUAUCUAACAUGACUUGAUCUUUGGAACUUUUUUCUAAGACUAUGUGGACAAUUGUGACGUUUGUCAACAGUAGUUUUAUCUGGUUUUGCAAGACACUACUUCGAUGGAGCCUUGAGGGCUUGGCAUUGAGAUAAAUUUCAGUGGAACAUGCAAAUAUUGAAUUUUUUUCUGUACCAAUGGUAUAUUAUUUGUAGAAAAGUAAUAAAUAUUUACUUAAUGCAUGAACACUA
Sphaeramia orbicularis (orbiculate cardinalfish) is the source of this 2356-nucleotide messenger RNA. RefSeq names its product gastrula zinc finger protein XlCGF57.1. Gene Ontology annotation, biological process: regulation of gene expression. The record is from RefSeq and is a predicted model, not a curated record. The coding region runs from base 202 to 1938 and encodes 578 amino acids. The transcript is spliced from 3 exons. Gene Ontology annotation, cellular component: nucleus. NCBI's taxonomy places the organism in Eukaryota, Metazoa, Chordata, Actinopteri, Kurtiformes, Apogonidae.